Molecule: messenger RNA, 1932 nt
Organism: Armigeres subalbatus
Lineage: Eukaryota; Metazoa; Arthropoda; Insecta; Diptera; Culicidae
Product: pancreatic triacylglycerol lipase-like
Exons: 4
Coding region: 256-1893 (545 amino acids)
Biological process (GO): lipid catabolic process
Molecular function (GO): carboxylic ester hydrolase activity; lipase activity
Source: RefSeq, a predicted model, not a curated record
UUUGUCGAAGACUGCGAGCGGCUCGAUCAGUCGCGGUUUCGCAGUCUUUCGAUGAGAUUCCACGAGUGCGGUAUACCCUGUGCCGGAUUGGAUUAAGUAAUUAAGACGGAACUACUCUAGAGAGGUCAAGCGUCGAAUUCCGGGUUGUCAAUUGGUGAAUUAAAGUGAGUGAGAGCGAUUGAAACGUGAGAAUCGCCAUCUGAUGACGUUACUGAACUGAUAAGCUCGACCGGGGUUCAACAAAGAAGCGACGUCAUGGAAGUUACAAACCACACAGGAUUUCUGCUGCAGACCAUGCUGUAUAUGUCGAAUCAUCAGUGGAACAACAGCCUGUACAAUACGAUCCAUAACGUGUCGUCCGCGAGCAAUAACACAUUGCCCUACAACGACAAUCUUACCCGUUGUUACGGCGUUUACGGGUGCUUCCCGUUGGAAUAUCCAUGGGUCGAUGAGAAGCGUCCCAUCGCCUACCAUCCGAGACCGCCCGCUCAGGUGGACGUUCGAUUUCCGAUCUUCAACAAACCGAUUCGCGAGCAUCCCAAGUUCAUAGACAUCAACGAUCCGGAUGAUGUCCGGCACCUGGGCAUCAAUCCCAAGGGAUGGCUGUAUGUCGUCACCCACGGCUACAUCGAAUCGGGCGAUCGACCUUGGAUUCAGGAUUUUAUGCAAACCUUUUUGAAUAAUGACCCCGAUGGAACGGCCUCCGUGAUGGUCAUCGAUUGGCGCAAAGCUUCGAUUCCUCCGUACACGCAGUGCGUGGCGGACAUUCGUCUAGUCGGCGCCAUAACCGCCCACGUGAUCCAUAUGAUCUACCAGGAGCUGGGAAUGCGAAACCUCGAUAAGGUUCACAUCCUAGGUCACUCUUUGGGAGCCCACGUGUGCGGCUACGUGGGCUACUACCUUCAGAGGGACUUUGGUCUGAAACUGGGACGCAUCACCGGAAUGGAUCCGGCCGAACCAAUGUUUUCCGAUACUGAUCCGAUAGUACGGCUCGACGCCUCAGAUGCCAAGUUCGUGGACAUCAUCCACACGGACGCCACUCCGUGGAUUCAACGAUGGCCACGCCCGGGUGGACUCGGGUUGUACCAAGCGAUAGGUCACGUCGAUUUCUAUCCGAACGGGGGUAACAAUCAGGCCGGUUGUGAUGACUCGAUACAGAAGUUCAUCAACAAACAGAACGAUUCGUUCUUCUGGGGCUUUCAGGAGUUUUUCGGUUGCAACCAUCUGCGGUGCCACCAGUUAUAUACCGAUUCCAUUCCGCAACGGUGCCCAUUCAUGGCCAUCGGAUGUGAGUCGUUCGAGAAAUUUAUGGCCGGCGACUGUUUCGAGUGUGAUGAAGACGGACAUUACUGUAUCGAUUUCGGACCUAAUGCGUGGAAAACCUACCAGAGGUUGAUUGAAAAUGGUGUGAUGGUCGAACCAAGCACUAUCCGGGCUUACAUGAUCACGGGGGAUAACUCUCCAUACUGUCGAACGCACUACAAGGUAACAAUGUUGGUGUCGGAUAGCGAGGAGAGUCUUGUCCACGGAGGUGAAAUCGGAAAGAUGGCAGUGGAGAUUGUGGGGAAUAAAAGGGAACGUUCUGGCCGAAUGGACCUGUCCCAGGAUCCGGUUUACUUUGAACCGGGCAAGAACUUCUCUGCUGUGGCAGCCGGAAAGGAUGUCGGGUUGCCGAAGAAGGCUUUCCUCAGCUGGGAAUACAAGACCAAUCCGAUGAAUCCCUUUACCUGGCGAGUGAUGAAUACGCCUCGUGUCUACGUGGCGUACAUCGUAGUUCAAACGCUGGAACACAGGUCGCGGCAGAAGUUUUGCCCGCUGAAUGAGCUGCCGGUGAAAGCAGAUCAGGAAAAUGAAUUCCGAGAGGAAUAUUGCAGUAAAUCAUCUGCAAAUUAGAAAUAGUCAAGUAUUUUAGAAUAAAAAGAUGACAUCUGA